This is a messenger RNA of Protopterus annectens (West African lungfish), 6451 nucleotides long. RefSeq names its product solute carrier family 10 member 7 (gene SLC10A7). The record is from RefSeq and is a predicted model, not a curated record. Gene Ontology annotation, cellular component: plasma membrane. NCBI's taxonomy places the organism in Eukaryota, Metazoa, Chordata, Ceratodontiformes, Protopteridae.
UACUGACGGAUGUGCUUCUUACAACCGCCGGUGUUUAAUCUUAGAGUUGCUCGGGGGUCUUGGAUUAGCUAUUCUGGUGGAGUCUCGCUUGGGACGCGGGGAGUUUAAUAUUGUUGGAGUCUGGACAUGGGCUUGUGGGACAGGAUUAAAAAGGAAUGGUUCAUUAUGGGCAUCAUACUGGUUAUUGCUUUAGCUAGGCUGGAGCCAUCUGUGGGAGCCAAAGGAGGUCCUCUAAAGCCAGAAGUUACAAUAACCUAUAUUGCGGUUUCUGCUAUUUUCUUCAACAGUGGACUGUCCUUAAAGACUGAGAUUACAGACAGUGGGAUGCAUGCCUCCUCCUGUUUCAUCUGCCGUUAUUUUGACCAAAGCUGUUGGUGGAAAUGAGGCUGCUGCUAUCUUUAAUUCGGCGUUUGGAAGUUUUCUGGGCAUUGUAGUAACACCGCUGCUUUUGCUGCUUUUUCUUGGGUCUUCUUCCUCAGUACCAUUUACAUCCAUAUUCUCACAGUUGUUUAUGACAGUGGUGGUUCCUCUUAUAAUUGGACAGAUUGUCCGAAGGUACAUCAAAGACUGGCUUGAGAGGAAGAAACCCCCGUUUGGUGCUAUUAGCAGCUGCGUUCUCCUUAUGAUUAUUUACACCACCUUUUGUGACACAUUCUCAAAUCCAAAUAUUGACCUGGAUAAAUUCAGCCUCAUAAUAAUUGUGUUUAUAAUAUUCUUUGUUCAACUUGGCUUCAUAUCGUUAACAUUCUUCCUUUCUACAAGGCCAAAGUCUGGUUUUACAGCUGCAGACACAGUAGCUAUCGUUUUCUGUUCUACUCAUAAAUCUCUCACUCUGGGAAUCCCAAUGUUGAAGAUAGUAUUUGCAGGCUAUGAACAUCUGUCCUUGAUCUCUGUUCCUUUGCUGAUUUAUCAUCCUGCUCAGAUUCUCCUGGGCAGUUUAUUAGUACCUACUAUGAAAUCAUGGAUGGUUUCUAGACAAAAGGCACUUAAACUUACAAGGCAACCCAAAGCACCUGUAUAACACCGGAAGCUGACAAUUUUCUUCUAGAUGUAAAUAUGCUGUAACAUAAAAAGAAACAACGUAAUACAGAUGAAGAGUAUUUAUGGGUAUAUAACAGUUAUUCAUUUGAGAAGAAAGUUGACAUCAAGUGCCUUAAGACAUACCUGGUACAAUUAAUGCCAAACUACAUAUUGACACUGAAGAGAAAGCCUUUGACAAACUUGUGUUCUUCUCCAGUUACAUCACUAUAUUUCAGUUUCACCUUCAUUGAAGAAAGGUUUCUGAGAAAUGUGAUUGCACUUCACGCUGUAAAUAAUGUUGGACCCUUGGGCAAAGCGUGCCCCAGCCUUCCAGGGCAUAAAGAUGCUAAGCCAGAAAAAUCAUUGACACAUAUUAUACACAGUCUGAAAUGAAGUGCUUUCUGAAUUAUUAAGCCCCAGGGUUAUCCCUUGGACUUCUAAUUUUAGUAUUUUAUUCCAUUAAGUUGAUGACAGACAAUUCAUGGUAUAUGAUUGUAAAAACUUGUUCAGAAAGAUUGCAUCUGUUUUUAGUGUGUUACCGUUAAAUGUUUUGUUGUUUGAUUACAGGGACACUGAUUUAUGGUUUAAAAAAUGACAUUCUCUCUUCAUGAGAAGAAAUUUUGGGAAUUAUAACCUUGAUUUUUUAAGUAUAAUUUUGGUCAUUAUCACAAUUUUUCUUAUAUAUACACACACACACACACACACACACACACACACACACACACACACACACACACACGUUUAGCAAGUUGAUAUUUAAGUAGUAAAUAUUGAGGCUGUGGUAAAUUACUGCACUGGCCUAAAAUGCCAAACUCCAUGUUUAUUUCCAAUACUCAGUUAAAAAUUCUGGAUUUACUGAUAUUUUUUUUACAAAAAAAGAUGGAAAAUUAGUGUCCCUGAUCAUUUGUUUUGAUAUUGUACUACAUGCUUAAGACUGGAAGCAAGAUAGAUUCAUUUGGCAACAAUGCUAUAUAUACACCAAGCAGGUUUCUACUACAUUCCUAGGAAUCAAAAUGCUAUCUAAAGCUUUUGUUCCUUGCGAGAUUUUCUUACGUAUUUUAUUGUUAAUAUAGUCCACUAAGUGUGACACAGCAGUGCAGCACUUAUCAUUGCUGCCUCAGAGUAAAUGGCUGCCCAGUUUGGUUACCUGCUGGGCUACUGUUUGUGCAGAAUCUGCACAUCUUUCUUAUGUCCAUGUGGGUUUUUGCUUGGUGCUUUGUGUUUUUUCCUCCACAUCCCAAAAAUAUAUUGUAAUCUAAUUGUCUCCUCCAGAUUGCUAAGAGGUGAGCAUGCCAUAACUUGUGUCUGUGUGUGAGCACACUCAUUAGUGUCCUGUGAUGGGCUGGCACCAUUUGGGAUUAGUUACACUGCCUGCCUUCCACUGAGUACUGGGAUAUGUGUUGCCUUUCCUGUAGCCCUGAAUUCUGUUAAGUGGGUUAUAAGAGAAUGAAUGAAUGUGCCCCAUUACAGAAUGAAUUUCUAGAUCCCUGCCUCAGAUCUUCACCAUGUCAACCCAUUAUAACAGUGGUAUUUAUACAAUCCAUUGGCUGAAAUUGAUAAGAGCCCUUCCAUGUUAUAUGGGCCAUUCAUCUGACACUCUGACAGUGUACAUCAAUACCCAUGUAAGAAAUGAAAAAGUGGUAACCGUUCAGUUGCUGAAAAUUCUGAGUAUUACACCAUGGGCAUUUCCAAAAUGAAUUCAGCAUGGGCCUAUUCUGUGAAUAGCAAAGCUGAGUAUGUUUCUUCCCCUCAUUACUGUCACACAGAGUUUGGUUAUAUAUUACAAACAAUUGUUGCUUUAAGAUGAAAAUCUUGUAAGGCAUUUAAGAUUUUUAAACAUAAUUUAAUAAAACGAGAGACAUAAUAUUGAGUGUUAAGUCUGAAGGAGCAAACAGACAUGCCAGUGCUUGCACCAAAUGUGGAUGAGAAAUAAUUAUAGUUCUAUAUAUUUUUUUUUUUUUACAUUUUUAGCACAUUGUUUUUAUCUUAAAAGUCAGAAUUUCAUUAUGGAAAAUAAGUUUUUAUGUGCUAUUUUUUUACUAGUGUGCCAAAUUUUUAUGCAGAAUUAAUUUUCUGGAUUGCGUCAGAACUCUAGACCACUUCUACAAUUUUGUCUGUUAAUCGUAUUUUAUGAAAUUUAUAUCAGAUAAUUGUUUUAUGUAUGACCAAUAUCGUUCCUUUAGAUAGACACAUGUAUAUGUAACAGUUAGUAUACAGAGUGUGUGAUGAUAUUUUAAUAGAGGUACACCUAUGGAAUGUUUUACAGGAUAACGUAGCAGAUUCCCUCCAGUCUUUCAUGGAUUUGUUAUAGCAGAACAGGAGUAUUUCUAAUGUUAUAUGAAAUAAUGUCUGGGCAUUGUACAUUGGUGCAGUUUAGAGAAGUAAUCACCUCUAGAAAGGAGUUCUAACAUGAAUUUCCCAUUUUACAUAGUCACUGAUAUUCAGGUGUUUUUCACAUGGAGAGUAGUUUUAUGACUUGAACUAAACUAGGGCAGCUAAAUUGAUAUCCUUGUGCAGUAUUCAUUGUUUCAUGCACUGCCAUGAAAUGAUGCCCUUUGUUUUAUAUAAACAUUAUCUGUUUAUCGGGAAGUUCUUGCGCUAAGACUGUAUUUGUGUUAUGGAGUAUACCGAAUCAGCAUAUAUUUCAUUUAUGGGUUCAGAUGGUGUUGUCAUAAUAACUAUAUGGUAUGGGUUGUUAGGUUAAGGUAGUUGUAAAGCUGGUUUGUGUUUAUGGGUGUAUCAGCUUCCACCUGGAUGUAUCCAGCUUUAAUUGGGAAGUCCAACAUUUUAGCUACAAAUAAUAUUGAUUUAAUUCAGACUGUAUAUGUAAGGAUAUGCAGAGCAUUUACCUUUUAAAGAAAGAUUACAUGUAUAUGCUUAUACAUAAAGAUUACAUAUAUGUGUUUAUGCAUUUAUUUACAUUUAUCCAUGUGUGCAUACACACAUGUACCAAGAUGCAUACAUAUAUACAUAUUUAUGUGUGUGUGAACGUGCACGCAGUACAUCCCAUUUGCACAGAAAACACCUGCCCUUUCAAGCACACCUGUAUAUAAACAUAAUAUGUUGCCUUCUUUCAGACAGUCUCUGUUGCAUGUUUAGUAAAAUAUCCCUCAAAGAAGUACAGCAUGUUUAUUAUACCCUUACCUGGCACAGUCACUGAAGAAGAUACCAAGUAGAGUGUUAUUUCCGAAAAUAAGAAAUGUUUGUAUUAUGGAUAUGUUGCAUUUUAAUUAUAACAUGUCGUACUGAGGAUGAGUUAACUUUGAAGACUGUUGCAGAAAAGCUGCGUGGUAAUGACAAGCAUCUUGGAGCGUACCUUUGAGUCACAGCUAAAUAUUUCAUCUGGUGCUUGCCACCAUUUGAUAACAUCCUUCACAUCCGGCUCCAUUUGAUAACAUCCUUCACAUCCGUAAUUAUAAGAAAAGUGGUCUUUUGUAUUCUGUUUACUGCAUCCCGCCAUUUCAUUAUGUUGGGAUGAGACAACCUUCUGUAGUUCCUUCUUCAAGUCUCUCCGUAGGUCAUUUUGUCAGAAUAUUUUCUUCUGUAAGUAAGCGGAAUAAAGCAAGUGCUUUGGUGGGAAACAUUCUAUUGGAUAACCGCCACAGCGUGUGCCUGAUCUGUUUGAAUAUUUCCUGUGAUUUAUUUUGCCACAAGGCCUUUACAUCCUUCAUUAGAGGUAUACAUUCACUGUCCCUAUUUACCUCUUCCUUUAAACUCCUCACCAAGAAGAAAAAAGGAAAAAGCUGAAAGGGACCAUAGUCCUUGCCACUAGAAAAGCAGGAAGUAAUGAGAAACAAUGUCAGGGAAUAAGAAAAGGUAAAGAAACAAGAAUCCCAAGGACAUCUCCAGGGCUUCAUAAUACAGCCAGAAAAAUCACUGUCUAGAAUUGUUAGAUGGAUGAACCUCAGGAAGUUGACUUUAUAAGCUUUCAGACUUUACUUCUUGGGCAUUUAACACAGCCGUACCAGGGGUGCACACGUAUGUGAAACCUUCUGUUUUUUUUAAGUUGGUUUUGAGCCACAAUUGACUUUAGCAUCAUCUGUGCAUUCAGUUUCUAGUUUGAUAUCAUUCUCUGUGACUGCCCUAACAUCUGAGAUGCAUUCCUUUGCAGUGCCUACAGGCUAUCUCUGUCACUCACUUUGGAAGUGUUUCAGUUGCCACUACUCUUUCUGUAAUUCACUUGGAACAAGUGGGAUGAUCGACUUGGUCACCGUAUAUUUUUUGUUUGGAAUGGUCUGACGAAGCGGCAACCCUGCAAAAGUACUAACCACUGGUUUAAAUAAAAGGCUUUUUUACUAUCCUUUUGUUUUUUGCUGAAUACCGUGUUGGUUGACUCGCAUUUUUGUCAUCAUGCCUUGUGUCACAGAGACCAAAGUCAUAUUCUGUGGUUGUUUCAGCCGAAAUGGUAAGAUAUCUUUUUCUACAAGGGAUUGUAGUAUAUACUGGACUACAAACUGUGAACACAUCUACAUUUUAGCAUCAUUGCUCAUGUGUUUUAUAAAUUAUGAACUUACUUCACUGAAUACCAGCCUUCUGUGCUUGGCAAGAUGCCAGCAAGCUUAUUAAGACUGAGGAGUUUCAGGAGUGGAAAUAGUGUAUUCUGCUGAUAGGUUCUCAAUUUGGAAAAUCAUCUGCCUUUUUGACACAGUGGAUGUAAUGUGUAGGGCAGCUCACAGUGACAUUGCACUCUUUCUGCAUGUAUUGAGUCUCUAAACCACUGCAGAGGACUUAAGUUUGAAUGUUGUAGAUAAACUGAAACAUUUAAGAUGGGCAAGGCUUAUCUACAGCAGAGAAUAUGCACGUUUGCCUUUGUGUGACUGUCAAUGAAAUGAGCAGGCUUACUGCCGCAGUUUCUAUCAGCACUCUCUACAGCCUUUUUAGUAACAACAGCAAAAAAGCAAUUGUGCAUAAGAUAAACAUUUCGUAUGUCAGAGGGAAAUCAAAUCCUCUUCCAUUUCCUGGAGUGCUUCUGACAUGUUUGCUGCUAUCAGUCCCACUCACAGUAAAACUUGAAUGGAAAGGCAAGGGGAUAUCACUGCAGUUCAAAAAAUGGACUGAACCUCAUAGUGGGCCAGAGAGGCUUGAGCAGUGCCUGCAUCAUCAAGUCUUUUGAGUUCAUUCAGAGACUAUUUAUUACCAGUAGUUUUCAGCUGGACUCUUCACUGGCCAUAUCAGGCAGUUAUUGAUCAUAUCUUUCAAGUGUUACAGAGACAGUUGUCCUCUUAUUUCUCUAAGAAUUUCAGCAGAUUGACUACAUACAUCACCUGGUUCUGUGCAUGGUCUGAAAACUGUUCUAAUUUAUCUUAAAGGGAGACUUGAUGUGUUCUGUGUACCUGUAACAUGAGCAUACCUCUCAACCUCAUACUGCAAGAAAUCUGGACAAAGCCUGACAAAAUGGGGGGGGAAAUGCCUAAAAAUAGGGACACAUUUU